AUGACCCACAUCCUCCACCUCCUGCUCCUACUCGUCAUUGCCGUGGCGGACGCCGGCAAGAUCCUUGUGUACAGUCCGUCGAUCAGUCGGAGCCAUCUCAUCUCGAACGGGCGGUUCGCGGACGCGCUGGUCGACGCAGGCCACGAUGUAGUCAUGUUGAUACUCGAGUACGAGCCGUUGACGGACUUUACCGGAACGAAAAAGGCGAAAGUUAUCACUAUGAAAGGAUUGAGUGAGAUUGAUUUCAAAGAGUGAAUCAUCUGAACGAAUUUAGGCACUCGAUUUGUCGAGGAUAUGGAGGGGUUCGACACGCACAUUCUGUCGACGACGAGGCUCGGAUUUAGGGAACGCAUCGCAUUCGAAGACAUGUGUGCAGCCGUUUGCAAUGGUAGAUAAUUCAUCGUUAUCUCAUGCUUCAAGAUAUCAAAACAAUUUCAGAUUUGAUGGAAAGAAGAGAAGAGUUGGAGCCCCUGAGAGCCUACAAUUUCGACGUGGCAUUCUCCGAGCAAAUUGAUCUCUGCGGCGUCGGAGUCAUUCGAUAUCUGGGAAUUCAGAAUCAUUUGUGGAUCUCCACGACGCCAAUCAUGGACGCCGUCUCUUAUAACCUCGGAAUUCCGGCCCCAACGUCUUAUGUGCCGACGGUUGAGGAGAAUGACAAUGGAGACAAAAUGGACUUUUGGCAGAGAGCAUUGAAUAUUUACAUGUACAUCGGAUCAAUAAUCAUUCACAGAUAUGGAACUGAUGCCACUACUGAGGUUGGUUAAAACUUACAAUAACACAAAGUUCAUGUUCCUGCAGGUGUUCCGGAAGUAUGUACCGGACUUUCCGAAUGUGAGAGAAAUCGCCGCCAACUCUUCUCUGUGCUUUGUGAAUUCGGACGAAGUUCUCGAUCUUCCAAGGCCAACCAUCACAAAAACCAUCUUUGUGGGAGGAUUGGGAGUUUCCAAGGACAGUAAACCGUUAGAUGAGGUGAGCGGAAGAUGAUAUCGACAAUGUAAGAAAAGUUUCAGAAGUUCACCAAGAUAAUGGCAAAGGGAAAAGAAGGAGUUGUCAUCGUUUCGCUCGGCUCGAUCAUUCCCUUUGGAAGCCUUCCGAAUCAUGCAAAGCAGGGAGUUCUGAAAGCGAUUCGAGAGAUUAAAGAUUACCAUUUCCUGAUCAAAAUUGCCAAAGGUACAUAGAAAAGCUUUAACAAUCCAUCUAUGAAAACUCUUUCAGACGACCAAGACACCGGAAAGUUGGUGCAAGGAAUGAGCAACGUGGAUUUGGUGCAUUGGCUGCCACAAGUCGACAUCCUCGCCCACCCGAGACUGAAGCUCUUCGUGAUGCACGGAGGCAUCAACGGACUCGUAGAAACGGCCCUGCGAGGAGUGCCCACAGUCAUUGUCCCGGUUUUUGCGGACCAGCACAGAAACGGGCGAAUGGUGGAGAAGCGGGGAAUCGGAAAGGUUCUUCUGAAGCUGGAGAUCGGAUACGAGAGCUUCAAGGACAUCGUGCUCACGGUUUUGAAUACUCCGAGGUAGAGAAUAUCGGAAACGAGUAUGUGAAUGAAAGUUCAUUCCAUUUUUUCAGCUACAAAAAAAAUGCAGUGAGAAUAACGAAGAUGAUGAGGGACAAACCGUUCAGCCCGGAGGAGAGACUCACCAAAUGGACUCAGUUCGCGAUUGAUCAUGGAGUUCUAGAGGAGCUUCACGUGGAAGGCUCCCGACUGAACACGAUAGUCUACUUCAAUCUGGAUAUCUUCGCCUUUUUGAUUGUCGUGCUCAUCGUCAUCCUCCACAUUUUCGUCUACAUUCUGAAAUUAAUAUGCUGCCGAAAGCGAUCUCACUCAAAAGUGAACAUGGCCAAAAAGAAUAACUAG
This is a messenger RNA of Caenorhabditis sp. 36 PRJEB53466, 1858 nucleotides long. NCBI's taxonomy places the organism in Eukaryota, Metazoa, Nematoda, Chromadorea, Rhabditida, Rhabditidae. The record is from the annotation of a GenBank genome assembly.